UCGGCUAAGCAAUUAUACUCGAGCGUGGCCACGACUAGAUCUGGUUGCACUUGAUAUCUCGUACAAAUUUCGAAUUUGACUAUUCAGUAUUGAACAGUUCGUGCUGGACGCGAGACCGCCAGGCAAAGCCACUCGGACACUCCCUUCUUUCGGGGUCUAUUCGCAAAAUUCGGCACCGAUCGGGUUCAAAAUGUAGUGCCCGUAAUCAUCCUGGGCAGUGUGUCCGACGAGCUUCGAGGAAUUGCAGUGCGAAGACAUGUGAAGAACGAUGAAUGUGGUUCGAAUUUGUGGUUUGGUGCUAGUGCUACUGUUACCGUUCGAGAACGGUGCCCGAGUGGAGUCGAAGGCCAUCAAGAGUGUGACGACAGAGGAACUUGAUAAUGAAAUUAUUGCGUCAUCGUCUACGGAAUUCACGAUCGGAGGAACAACCGAAGAGACGACGGAAAGGACGACCACUGAGAAAGUGCCAACGCUCGAUAGGACCCAUGUGACACUGGCGGUGCCGGAUGAACUGUUCUCGUCGACUGCAAAUCUGACGCUUCGAUUGAGAGAUUUGCUCGGGCAGUUGUUGCUGAGAUCCGUCGCACGACUGGCCAAGAUGAUGCGUUUCAUUCAACCCCUUUUCGGCGGUCAUCUAGUGAUUGAAAUUCCGAAAGACUUGGAGAAAAUCUAACGAUAAAGCUUAACCUAGAUAGAUCAUUUUAUUAAAUAUCGUCCGGAAAUAUCGAAUAAAAAGAUCGCGUGAUAGCAGCCGACCGAAUGACGCUGCUCCACCUUAGACUAAAUUAUGUAACAAGAGUGUAAAUAAAAAUUUGUUUCUAUAAUUAAACAAUUACGUAACUAAUUCUUAAAA
Molecule: messenger RNA, 853 nt
Organism: Aedes aegypti (yellow fever mosquito)
Lineage: Eukaryota; Metazoa; Arthropoda; Insecta; Diptera; Culicidae
Exons: 2
Coding region: 269-673 (134 amino acids)
Source: RefSeq, a predicted model, not a curated record